This is a messenger RNA of Solanum tuberosum (potato), 894 nucleotides long. RefSeq names its product protein GLUTAMINE DUMPER 2. The record is from RefSeq and is a predicted model, not a curated record. NCBI's taxonomy places the organism in Eukaryota, Viridiplantae, Streptophyta, Magnoliopsida, Solanales, Solanaceae. The coding region runs from base 126 to 707 and encodes 193 amino acids. Gene Ontology annotation, biological process: regulation of amino acid export. The transcript has a single exon.
AAAAAAAAAAACCAAAAUUAUUUUAAAAAUUCAUCAUACAAAAAAAUUACGAGUCUACAGCUGCCUAAUAGCUAAGUGGUAACAUAACUACUCUAUUUGGAACGAGAAGAUUAUUUUUCACAACGAUGACGAAUUUGGAGGCAUCGUCAUCCGCUAUUGCACCGGUGGGCCCGCCACGAUCACCGUGGCACUCACCGGUGCCGUAUUUAUUUGGGGGAUUAGCAGCCAUGUUAGGGCUAAUUGCAUUUGCUCUACUAAUUUUAGCUUGUUCUUAUUGGAAACUUAGUGGUAAUUUUGAAGAAAAUCAAGAAGGUGAUCUUGAAGAAGGAAAUAAUAACAACAAUAAUAAUAAUAAUAAUAAUGGUGAAGAUGGUAAAAUGGUGGAACCACCAAUUCUUGAAGAGAAAUUUUUGGUGAUUAUGGCUGGACAAUUGAAGCCAACUUAUAUUGCUACACCUAGUUUGUCUAGUAGAGCUUCAUCUUUUGGUAGCAAUAGCGGUUGUACCGUGAGCAGUGAGAGUAGUACGGAUAAAUCCGAGGCUGAAGAGAAGGAGGAGGAAGGAAAUGAUGUCUCGGGUUCAAGUCUUGAUAAUCAUGAUGAAACUCCUGUAGGAGAGAGAGUAAAGGAGGAGGAAGGAAAUGAAGUCUCGAGUUCGACUUCUGGAAAUGAUUUCGUGGUUAACGUGACACAAAUGCAAAUUAAUUAGCGGAAUGAAUUUCGAGUCAUAUGGUAAGCAUGAUGAGAUUAGGUCCUUUAGUUUCAAAGAGAAAAAGAAAAGAAAAAAAAAUCUUGUUUUUUUUUUUUACUUUUUUUUCCCCUUUUGUGGGAAUUUCCGGAAAUGUAUAUAUUUUUUGGAGAAUGAAUUGGGAAAACUUUAUAUAUCUUAGUAAUUU